CCAGCUGGUGCCUGACUAACAGACUCUGGUAGUGUAGUAGAGAAGCUGUUGUGAAGUUAUCAUCACGGGCCAAGAUGUCCCGAGGAGCUGCGCAGAAAUGCAGAGAGACACAGAGCGAGCAGCUCAGCUGAGCCCCUCUUCCGAAGAUGAAGCCUUGGUUUUGAGGCAGAAGCCUUCAGAGACGCAAUCCCCAGAGGAGGACACUGUCACUCUGCAGCAGUGGAAAGCACGGCAGCUGCAGCGCCUGGCUGAGGAGUUGAAGGCAGAGUGGCAGGAGGCCCGGCUGCAGCAGGUCCGACAAGCCGAACGCCUCUACUUGGCCCACCUGUUGGAUGAGGCAGCAGAGCGGGCCGUGGGAAGCGACUCUGGCUUGGAUGAACAGAACCAGAGAGGAACACCAAAACACACAAGGGCUAAGGAGAGAAACCGAGCAGCCUACAGAGAGGAGAAGGGCCGCAGGGAGGAGCACUCCAGACAUCACCCCAAGUCCCGGAAAAAGGCAUCGUGCACGGAGAGACGGACUUCUACCAAAGCCCGUGGCCCAACCCCUGUUGAGAAGGGUAAAGGGAGACGGGUGUCUUCAAGUAAGGGCCGUGGUGGAUACCAGCCCUUGGGCCCUCGGGUGACCAGAAGGGCAGACAUGGGGAAGUUCAACCCAUUCUUUGAUGGUAUUAGAGAAACUGAAUUCGGGGAAGAAGUACAGAAGGAAUUCUUCCGGGAGGGGAGGCGGCCCUCAUCAAAGGGGACUCGACUUGCUCACAACCUCAGGGACCAGAGUCUGCAAGGCAAAGCAACAGUCCUAGAAGAAUCCUUGCCCCUCGACCACACCUUCAAACAAGGGGCUGAAGCCCAGGGGCACCCAAGCAAGUACAACAACAGGAAUCAGUGGCACAAAGAAAUUGAAUCUACCUUCGAGGAAUUGUUUAACACAAAUAGGAAGCUGAAGAAACAUCUGAAUUUGCACCUUGAACAGAGGCUCAAGGCAGACCAGAAUCCAGAUGAGCAACAGAGCUACUCAGAGAUUCGGAGUGAGAACUUUGGCACCCUGAGAGAGGAGGAGAAUACGGAGGAGCCAGAAACCACCAAGGAGUCUGAGAGCCCAACAGAGGUGGAGACUUCUGAGAUGUGGUCCAAAGCCAAUCUGAAACAGAUACUGAGUGACACGGAGUACCCCAGGUACCAACAAAUGGCAAAGUGCCCAUUAAAGAAUGAAAGCCUAGUGCCUGUUAAGGCAGGAACAUCUAGAGAACAAGACGACUUGUUCUCACUCAGUCCAGAGUCGGUACAGGAGACACCCACAUCACCUGUGGUGGAGGACGAUAGUCUCAAGCCUUACCUGCAGAAACAGGCAGACUCUGUAUCAAGCUGGAUGGCUUUGAGGCAAAAGCAGAAGGCAGAGUUGGAGCAGAGAAGGCAAAAGACACUUUUGGAGCUGACAGAACACCCCAACAUGAGCUUGGAGAUCCAUUACAAGGCUGAGCUGGAGGAAGAACGCAGGGAGCGUAGACGGAUGCGUUUGGCUCUCCUUAAAUCGUAUCCCACAGGGGUCCAGGCCCCGCCUGUUGAACGAAAUAUUCCUCUGGACAACGGUCUUCUCGAUGAGGACAAACAGAACCAGAUGAUCCGUGACCUUCAACAGCAGAUCUUAGAGCAAAACAAGAUACACCAGGAGUUUUUGGAAAAAGCCAGGAAACGCUUGCAAGAGUUUCAGAAAACAUUUUAAAAGCAGACCCACCCAUGAUAAAUACAUCCCUGAUGGCUGCUUUGCCUGUACCAUG
Messenger RNA from Rattus norvegicus (Norway rat), 1778 nucleotides. It is a transcript of the gene Cep295nl, whose product is annotated as CEP295 N-terminal like. NCBI's taxonomy places the organism in Eukaryota, Metazoa, Chordata, Mammalia, Rodentia, Muridae. The record is from RefSeq and is marked provisional. The transcript has 2 exons. The coding region runs from base 98 to 1723 and encodes 541 amino acids.